GUUGCACUGAGAAGGCAGCAAGCUCAGGAGGAGGAACUGGGCAUCAGCCACCCGGUGCCCCUGCCGAGUGCCCCUGAGACGUUCGUUAAGAAGAACAGUGGUGGCAGCUCUUGUCUCUUGUUGGAAAGCAGCAGCCCUACGCACUCGACAAGUACAGCCAUGACAGCAGCUAGCACACCGUCAGAGGGACGGAUGCUCAUUCAGGACCUCCCUUCCAUCCCCAGCAGAGGGCACUUGGAGAGCGCGUCUGAUUUGGUUGUGGACUCCACCUACUACAGCAGUUUUUACCAGCCAUCCCUGUAUCCUUACUAUAACAACCUGUACAACUACUCCCAGUACCAAAUGGCAGUGGCCAGUGAGCCUUCCUCAAGUGAGACGGGGGGUGCAAUUGUAGGGUCGGCCAUGAAAAACAGCCUUCGAAGCCUCCCAGCAGCAUAUAUGCCAAGCCAGUCAGGAAAACAGUGGCAGGGGUGAUGUGAUGUGAAGGGCAUGGAAAGCCGCCACACCGUCAGCUCCCAGUACCGCAUGUGUUCCUACUACCCACCUGCUUCCUACCUGGGACAGGGUGUUGGCGCUCCCACGUGCCUUCCACAAAUCCUGACUUCUGAGGAUAUCCCCUCCUACUCGGAGUCAAAGGCAAGAGGUAAGUGCACCCACUGGGACCACCUUGCCUUAGGACAGGCAUCCAGGAGGCUUGGGUUGCUCCUGGGAAGGAAGCUAGGCAUCAGAAG
Messenger RNA from Phaethon lepturus (White-tailed tropicbird), 731 nucleotides. It is a transcript of the gene DMRT1, whose product is annotated as doublesex and mab-3 related transcription factor 1. NCBI's taxonomy places the organism in Eukaryota, Metazoa, Chordata, Aves, Phaethontiformes, Phaethontidae. Gene Ontology annotation, molecular function: RNA polymerase II cis-regulatory region sequence-specific DNA binding; DNA-binding transcription factor activity, RNA polymerase II-specific. Gene Ontology annotation, biological process: regulation of transcription by RNA polymerase II; sex differentiation. Gene Ontology annotation, cellular component: nucleus. The annotation marks the transcript as partial. The record is from RefSeq and is a predicted model, not a curated record. The transcript is spliced from 3 exons.